AUGGACUCGACCAACCCGCCGACCAAGCCCUGCCACAACUGUCGGCGACAACGGCUCCGGUGUGACCAGUCAUACCCACACUGCAACAAAUGUACUGCCGCUGGAAAGGAAUGUCUUGGAUAUGGGAAACUGUUCCGCUGGACAGGCGCGGUCGCCAGCCGCGGCAAGCUUGCUGGGAGGACGUCGAGUGCUCCUGUAGACGCAGCUGCAAGGACGGCGGCUCGAGCAACAAGAGUGGCCGGAAAGAAGGCUGAUUUGGAUUUCCUUACGCCGAGCAGCUCACCUCCUUCUUUGUGUAGUGAUGCGGGAACCCCGGUGGACAUGUCCAUGUCAGAAUAUCAGGGUGAUGCGAAACUGGUUUUAAGAUCACCAUCGCCAGAGGGUGUUGUUACCAGUCCGUGGGCUUUGGCAGAUCCUCUGUACCAGGAUAUGCAGUAUGAUCAUCGGUAUUACCUGUCGUAUUUUACGAAUCGAGUCUGUAAAGAUCUUGUAUCUCAAGACAUUCCGGAACGCAACCCGUUUCGUGGCUUGCUUCCAUUGACUAGGGCUCACCCACUCCUGCAGCACAUUAUAGUCGCUGCAUCGGCGGCACACAUGUCGAACUUGGUUCGUGCUCCGCUGGCACAUCACCCGAAGGGUGUGGACGACGGUGUUACUGUGGGCAUUGAACAAGCAUCGCGUCGCGCACUCCAGGACGCGCUGGUCGCCAAAUCCAAGGCGUUGACCUUGAUGCGUGGUGCGGUAGAAAACAUCAAAACGACUGGGGGUGAUGUUGUGCUUGCUGCCGCUCUCUUCUUCAUCAACGUCGAGUUGAUUGAGUCGGGGAAACAUGGCUGGAAAGCUCACCUUGAGGGGGCUGGGAGAAUCAUGUCCUUGUUACAACCUGAUAGUGUGGCAGAUACUGCCUUGCGAGACUACAUGCUGUCGGAUUGCUUUAUCUACUUCAUCCUGGCUUCUGCAUUCAUGCCUGCGGCCUCGUUUGACACCCAAUCCUACUUCCAGCCAUCUCAGAUUCCUUUCAUACUCCAAAGAGCAGCAGCCAACAGCUACCUCUGCUGUCCUCCUGAAAUUCUCACCAUUCUACAUUCGGCCUCCCAGUUAUCCAACGUCUCUCCUGACAUCGCUUCCGAAGAAGACGUCAGGGCAGCAGGUCUAGUCCUCAUCCAGGAAGCUCAAGCUUUUGACAUCAAUGGAUGGGCCAACGAUGUUCGGAAUAUGUCUUAUCUACAGGAUGCACCAAUUCAAAGCAGAAUUCACGCAGGGUCAGCUCACCGCCUUGCAGCAUGUCUAUAUAUUUUGCAGGCGAUUCCAUCGAUGAGCCAAAUGAACGAUCACGGUCAAGUGGCGGAGGCUCUGAGCCGCGACAUAUUUAAGCAUCUGUCCAGCAUUCCCGACAAUGAUCCCAAUUUCAAGGCUACGACGUGGCCGACUUUUAUUGCGGGAGCCGAAGCUGGCGGUCGCGCUAGGAGGGAAUGGGUCAUGGACAGAUUGCAGCGGCUUGUGAGAUCCUGCCCCUGGGGUUUUAUAUACACCGCUAUGGAGACAUUGCAAGUCAUUUGGGACCUGGACAACAAAGGUCAAGGGACCAAGAGCUGGGUUCAGACUUUAAAGGACCCACAAAUGAACUUCCUUAUGCAAAGAUCAAAGAAUUUCCAAGACAUCUGGGGCAUUGCCAUGGAUCAGAUUACCUCAGACCGCAUGUUACCAAGCUCGCAACAACCUGAUGCCGUUUUGGCUUCUCCUACAAAAUAUCUUGUCCGGAAAGCGGAAUUCUUCGUCGGGGGUCUUAUUGAAGUGUCGGAUACAAUAUCCAACUGCUUUCGAGGAUCCUCUGGUACUGCCGGGGACUAUAGCAUGCUCAAACAAGUUGUCGACGAUUUUGGGCCCAAGUUCUCCUCCACCAUAUGCCGAAUAUCGUGCAGACUGCAUUGGGACUACCCGAACACUUCCCACGCGGAAACAUCAAGUCCCUCAAUUCUGGCGAUCGCUUGCGUUUAUCCAGAACGGAAAUUGCCUGCUUGGCGGCGCAACAGUUUCUCUGUACGUUAUCCGCGCCGUCGUGGCGUGAUGACUUUGGUGUUUUGGUACAACUCGUCGCAGCGACACCCAAAAGCCGUGGAGAUGUAUAUCACAGCGCUAUUCGUCUAUGUUGAAAUGCUGCAUAUUUUUCACGCCAUCUCAGACUCUGAGCAGAUCGAGUACUCGCUCCAUGCUCUUGGCAGCGAUACAAUCCUCAACCAAACAAGGAACGAAAUUCCGCUCCGUCAAGCAUCUGUCGUCAGCGUACCAAGCUAUAGUACUCUGCAGCAAGAGCUUACUUGUCAAGGAUCCAACGGAGCUGUCGCCGCAUCCGCCAACAAGAACAUUGGCUUCGGGGAAUCCGCCACCCAAGAAGGAAUCUACGUUGGCAACUGUCCAGAAGCAUGUCCAGCUGUUCUAGUCACGCCGACUCUGGGCCCCGACCAAGUCCUAGGAGGACGGAUGCUAUUCAUGGGUGCCCUUGAGAUGGAUGAGAUUGAUGAAAACGACGGAUUACUCCUUGAUCUGAAGCCGGAGAGUCUCAAGCGGGAGAUUCUUAAAAGCUUACACCGCUUUUUCUGUUGGGGGGGGGCCUUUGACUGGGAAGGAAAUGCGGAUUCUUUGCGACCCGUCGCAGGGCGAAUUUUCGAUGUCGUUUGA
Molecule: messenger RNA, 2679 nt
Organism: Metarhizium brunneum ARSEF 3297
Lineage: Eukaryota; Fungi; Ascomycota; Sordariomycetes; Hypocreales; Clavicipitaceae
Source: RefSeq, a predicted model, not a curated record